This is a messenger RNA of Lingula anatina, 1230 nucleotides long. RefSeq lists its product as uncharacterized. Lineage: Eukaryota; Metazoa; Brachiopoda; Lingulata; Lingulida; Lingulidae. The record is from RefSeq and is a predicted model, not a curated record.
CUGUUGUAAACUUUCUCAUGUGAAACUACAUAUAAUUCCUUGCACAGAAUGGCAGAAUUAACGGAUGCAGAUGAGCAUAUACUAGACUACUGUCAAAAAGAAGUUCCCUAUAAAAUCAUUCCACAGUUGCUAGCUAAGUACCACAAUGUAGAGAUUAGUUAUAAUGCUGUUAAAAAAAGAGCUAAGAAGCUUGGCAUCAACAAAAGGGGACCUGGAACAACUUCAGAAGCAGAGGUCAUUGCAGCACUGCAGGAUGAACUGACAUCUGCCUCAUCACUUGUAGGCUACAGGGAGAUGACCUCUAUUCUCCGCAAAAAAGGUUUGAUUGUUAGAAGAAAUACUGUAAUGCAGCUUCUAAGAACACUGGACCCAGAGGGAGUAGAAAUUCGCAGGAGGAGGAGACUGAAGCGCAAAGUUUACAUAAGUCCUGGUCCUAACUAUGCAUGGCAUGUUGAUGGGAAUGACAAAUUAAAGCCAUUUGGUUUUGCAGUCCAUGGUGCCAUAGAUGGGUAUUCUAGGAUGAUUCUCUGGUUAAAUGUUGCUCCCUCCAACAAGGAUCCCGCUAUUAUUUCUUAUUUCUAUAUGCAAACCGUGGCAGCACUCCAUGGUUGUCCAAGCCUCCUACAGACAGACCCAGGAGUAGAAAAUGGUAUAAUUGCUGCGCUUCAAUGUACUUUCCGGGUUAAUCAUGAAGAUGAGUUAGCAGGUUCCAAGAGUCAUAAAUAUGGCAAAUCUACUACUAAUCAGCGCAUUGAAAGUUGGUGGUCAUAUUACAGGCGCAAUCGGAUAGAUUGGUGGAUGGACAAGUUCUAUGAACUGGUGCGAAAUCAACAAUUCAACAAAGAUAAUGAUACCCAUGUGAAAUGUAUCCGCUUCUGCUAUAUGAGCUUAAUCCAGCAGGAGCUGGAUGAUAUUAAAGAAAGAUGGAAUGGGCACAACAUUCUACCGUCCCCAAAUGCCAGGUGCCCAAAUGGCAGACCAAAUGUUUUGUUCCACCUUCCAGAAAACACAGGUGCAGAAGACCAUUUGAAACCAAUCUCUCCUGAAGCCAUAAGAUUUGGUUUUACAAAUACUGUGCAGCAAACCAUCAGUGGAUGUCCUGCCUUUGACGAUUACGCAUCCAAUAUAUUUCGUGCAAAGGGCUGGGCUGAGCCAGCAGACUUUCAAGAAGCACUUCACUUUUACACAGAAUUACGUAGAUUAGCAACAAAUGAGUUGCUUGAUAUUUAA